This is a messenger RNA of Spinacia oleracea (spinach), 1801 nucleotides long. Its product is annotated as alkane hydroxylase MAH1-like. Gene Ontology annotation, molecular function: monooxygenase activity; heme binding; iron ion binding. Lineage: Eukaryota; Viridiplantae; Streptophyta; Magnoliopsida; Caryophyllales; Amaranthaceae. Bases 49 to 1557 code for a protein of 502 amino acids. The transcript has a single exon. The record is from RefSeq and is a predicted model, not a curated record.
GCUUUAAUUACUCACUCCAUAAUCUCACUAUUACAUUUGCCAACAACAAUGGAGUAUAUUGAUAUCUUUAUACUCCUCCUCUCUCUUCUUCUCCUUCUUCUCUUUUGCUACUUCUUUCGUAGCAAAAACGGGCUCCCGACAAACUGGCCUUUUCUAGGGAUGCUUCCUGCACUCCUUAAAAACGUCCAAAGAAUUCACGAUUUUGCCACUGAACUGAUGGACAAUUCUCAUAUGACUUUCCCUUUUAAGGGUCCUUGGUUUACCAACAUGUACUUGUUGGUUACCGUUCAUCCCGCCAACGUGCACCAUGUGAUGAGCAAGAACUUUGGAAACUAUCCCAAAGGUUCAAAAUUCAAUGAAAUCUUCGAUGUACUAGGAGAUGGAAUCUUUAAUACAGAUUCCUUCGUGUGGAAAUACCAUCGAAAAAUGGCUCAAUCUUUCCUUACCCACCCAAAAUUCCACCCUUUUUUGGUUAACAAAACAUGGGAUAAAGUUGAGGAUGGACUCAUCCCUGUCCUUAACCAUUUCUCUGAUAAUCAUUCAAAUUCUAACGAAGUUGUUGACUUGCAAGAUUUAUUUGCAAGAUUCACUUUUGAUACGAUAUGUAUCAUUUCUAUGGAUUACGAUCCCAAAUCUCUAUCAAUCAAUUUGCCUUAUAAUCCAUCGUCUAAGGCCUUAGACGACGUCGAAGAAGUGAUCUUCUAUCGCCAUUCAGUGCCAUCUUUUGUUUGGAAGUUCCAAAGGUGGUUAGAUAUUGGAGAAGAGAACAAGUAUAGAAAAGCUUGGGAAACGCUUGAUAGUUUCAUCUACAAAUGCAUAGAUAUGAAGAGAUCACAAGAAGAACCAAUCAAUGAGUUGUUGAACGUCGAUCUACUCACUUUAUACAUGAAACAAGAUGAAAAUGGUAAGAUUGUUAAUCAAGGUGAUAAUAAUAAGUUUUUAAGGGAUACAAUUCUAAAUAUUUUUGUAGCAGGACGUGACACAACUAGUGCUACGUUAUCCUGGUUUUUUUACCUACUUUCUAAGAACCCACAAGUCGUUUCCAACAUUAAAAAAGAGCUAGAUAAUAAUGCGACGAUAUGUAGGGAGAAUUUUAAAGAGGUGAGUAACAAGUUAGUGUAUCUUCAUGGUGCUUUAUGUGAGACUUUACGAUUAUACCCUCCAGUUGCAUUUGAGGCUAAGUCUCCUGUUGAGCCGGAUAUAUUGCCAAGUGGCCACCACGUGAAUAAAAAUAUGCAGAUUAUAUUCAGUAUGUAUGCGAUGGGGAGGAUGAAAUCUAUAUGGGGAGACGAUUGUUACGAGUUUAAGCCGGAAAGAUGGAAAUCGGAACAAGGAAAUAUUAGACAUGAGCCAUCAUACAAGUUUUUAGCUUUUAACGCGGGUCCAAGAACUUGCCUAGGAAAAGAAAUGGCCUUCACACAAAUGAAGAUUAUUGCCACAACCAUAAUUCAAAACUAUGUGAUUGAACCAGUUGAAGAACAUCCAGUUGUUCCUAAUAUCUCUAUAAUCCUUCACAUGAAGUAUGGGUUUAAAGUUAGAAUACGUCGUUCUCGAUGAUCGAUUAAUGAUCUAGACAUAUAAUUAUAAUUGUGCAGUUUGCGUAGGGUUUCCUAAGUAUAUUUUUCUUAUUUUUUAAAAAAUUAUAUAAUUGUGUAGCUUUGCGUAGUUAAUACUUAUCUCUGUUUUCGGAAUUGUUGUUACGUAAUUGAUCACCCAAAUCGGUUGCCUGUUUCAUUCUAAAGUAACACGUACUAAAUGUAAAUGUGUGGGUCUUCUCCUUUAUAACCACAUAAUUCUUAUC